Molecule: messenger RNA, 3687 nt
Organism: Cladocopium goreaui
Lineage: Eukaryota; Dinophyceae; Suessiales; Symbiodiniaceae
Source: the annotation of a GenBank genome assembly
AUGAAUGAGGCUUUUUCGAAUCUGGACUUCGACGCGGAUCAAGAAGACUCCGCACAAGAUGAUGCCGAGCUUGAUGAUUUCGGAGUGGACUUCAGAAUCUCCAGCGGGUCACUGCUGGAAACGAGCAUUGCUGGCGCAGCCCUGCUGACCGCAGAAGUUGCUGUAAGCUCUUCGGAGAUGGUUGCAAGGACGCGAAUGAAUGUGGCCAUCAGUGGCCUUGUUGCGAGCACCAAAGAAAUUACGCGCCUACUGAAGGAUGAGGCCACGGAAGUGCUCAAUCUACUGGAAGAGACCGAGGCAGCAAGUUCAGAUUACAAUCGAACUCCGACAGAUCAGAAGGUCAUUGAUAAGGCCCUGGAAGUGUCGAAAAAGAUGGUGGAUGUUCUUGGAAAGGCCAAAGCAAGUGACGCUGCCAUCAAAGAAAAUCUUCGACAAACAGGGGAUCCAUUGGUCUACGAUGAUGGAGUCAACAUCUCUGAGGACACAGAUCCAGGGAAAGAAGUGGGAGAGUUGACGGAAGGCAUUGCCAAGUUGGCGAAGCGGCGUGGUGACGACAAGAUGCUCAAGAAAACUGAGGGAAAGCUUUUGGAGCACAUGUCUGCGGUUCAGAACAUGGUGGAUGGAGCCCAGGACACUGCUGAAAUUCCAGGUGAUGCUCGCGAAGUUUUGGACGACACAGAGGACGACAACCUCACCGAAGUGGCGAACGAUUUGGCUGUUCAGGCGGCAGAAGGAAAUGACGAAGCACCAGAAAACUGGGAGGUGGAAGAGCUGGAUGUGGAUUCCAUGGAUGCCUUCACUCGAGCUAAGCUUUGCGAAUUUCUUCCCAGUUUGGACUGCAAUGCUUGUGGCGCCAAUGCCAGCAGUUUGGCAGAGUAUCAAACCUGCGUGGGGAAUGAGAUCAUGCUUUACCAAAAGGAACGAAAACAGAAAGAGCUGAGGACAAAAUACGGAAACGAGGUGGAGCAGACUGUAGAGAAUCAGAAGAAGAUCAAGAAACUCAAGCGAGGGGCACUUCUGGCUGCACAUGACGCAUUUCAGAUUUGGGGCGUUCACCGAAACUGGGCUCGUUGGACUUCCGAUCCAAUGUGGCCAUUGGAAGCUCUGAAAGGUGAGCCAGCGAAAGCUGGAUGGGAUGCCUUCACCGCGGAUUCCCAGGCCAUUGUCUCAACUCACCUCGCUGACUUCCAGACCGAGGCAGUGGCAAUUGCCCAGGAGGAAGGCAUGGCCUCUGCCGAUACCGUCUAUGCAGAUCACUUGGCACACCAUGUCGAUGCAGCCACGGAGUUGCAGACUGGAGCAGAAGAUCUUAUGGCACAAGGAGCUGAGUUCCAGGCUAGUGGUAGUGAUAUGAUCGGAAACGCCCAGAACAGUAUGGCAGAAGCUCAAUCCAUUCAGGCAGACAGCGCGGCUUUGCAGGAGAGAAUGCAACAGACCGCCCUUGACCUUCAGGUUGAGGUUGACAAGUGCCGGCAGCCCAUUAAUCCAUUGACUGGGCAAACAUCAUGCAAUCCAGAUGAAAUUGCACGUCUCACCGGAGAGAUGGACACCCACCAGGAAGAGGCAUCAGACAUUGCCGAUCGUGGGUCUGCACUGGGUGAGGAAAUGCAAGCGCACUCUGAGGAGGCUCAGGAAAUGGCCGCAGAAGCUGAAGCCAUGGCAGCAGAUGCCGAAGAAUUGAAAAACCAGGCCAUGACGCUGAAGGACGAAGCGAUGGCAGAGCUUACCUCAUCAGAGACCUUGAAUGCCGUGGCCGAUGAGCUUGUGGACUGCGCAAAGCGCAUUGCCCAGAGAGUGUUGGAGCUUGCUGCUCAGACAGCCAAGUCCAUGACCGAACAGAUCCUGGCCUUGGUUCCGGAUCUUUUCUUUGCAUGCUUAGAGGCAGCAUUGGACAUCAUUACCGGCUUCGGUUGGAUUAUCACAGCUGCUCGCUUGAGCUACAAGCUGGCCAAGUACGCCAGAAAGAAAUGGCGCGAGUGGAAAGAUUCCAAGAAACAAACCCUGUGUGGAAAAGAUCCCCAAAUGGACUGCUGCGUCAACAACGUGAUGGCCUGGUACGACAAGCAGGUCAAAGUACAGCGUGAGACAGAGGCAGAGUUCCGAGCAGAUACCCAGGCUUUCCUGGCAAAGUCCUUGAACUAUCCUGAUCAAUGCACACCGUGGUCUGUGACCAUGUUCUCAGAUGCAACCGACGAUGAGACCUUGAAGGUGCUGAUUGCUCGCGAGAUCGAAUCAGGGGCUCCAACGAUCUACACCGUUGGUGCCAGGAUCUAUGGCAGAUUCGGCAAAGGCUUGUUCCGGCGGAAGUUUGAUGUCCGUUUGGUGGUCUCUCGGAUGAGUUUCCUGGUGGAGUUCCCCAAGAAGAAACGCCAGAAGCGGGCAACCGUGCUCCGCUACAAUGCAGGCUGCGAGGAUUUCCUUCCAAUGGCUGGGGGCCGACGGGACAUCAAAGGACUGCGCAUUUUGAAGGCCAAGAGCAAGAAAGCGCCGCAUGGAGUCGUGCUCAGGUUUGGCAAAGGUUUCUUCAGACAAAGAACCUAUGAACUGGUGGAUGAGAAACAGUCUCCCUGUGCCGUGGCACAUGCUAUGUGCCGAGCUGCAUGUUACAGACCGGAAACAUGUGACAACUACAUCGAUCCUGAUGGCUACAUUGGAUUGGACAGCAAAGCGGCUCAGGCCAGCCAAAAGAACCUGCUGCCAAUUUGUGCUCCGGUAAAGGGACUAGCAAAGGCCAAUGGGGUGACGGAAAGCAAUACGUCCAGUGACACCAAACUGGGUCCAACUGCUUUGCGGCCAUUCGUUUGGCAGCACUUGUUCAAAGAGGGCAAAGAUGAAGCAAUGCCUCGGACCGAAGCCUUGGCUUAUGCAGCUGCGGUUUGUGACAAGCACGUUCUUCCAUUUUGGUCGUGCGGCAGCGAAGAGUGCUCACUCUGCCAGGGAGUGGCCUCAAUGUAUACUUCAUCGCAGAAUCCAGACGAGUGGUGCAGCACCUUCAAACUUCCAGACAGCGAGAAUGUGUCUGCAUCCUAUGCUCGAGAUCUUGGCCGAUAUUUCAAAUGCCACUAUUUGGCAGGAUAUUUGGGAAGCACCGAUGACAAGCGCCGACUAUCUGGCAGAGAGUCCACAACAGAUGAGGUGUGCUCAGCACGCACUUUGUGUUCGGAAGAGAACAGUCGAUUGCCAAAACUGGACAUGCGACCGGGCUUGCAGAAAGGCACUGACGCCUAUGCGGAUUCGCAGUGUCGCAUGUGCAUAGAAUUUGUUCAGCGUGCUGCUGCUGGCAUGAGACCCAAGAAGUUCUGCAAGGCCAUACCAGGGAUGUACGCUCAGCAGAAGAUCUUCUGUGAAGGCACUUUGAAUGACAUGAUGGAUGCAGUGCCUGGUAUCAAAGAUGCCCAAGAAAGGUCAACCUUGGGCAGUUUGAUCUGGGGAUGGACCAGCAAACUCACCGGGAAUGUGUGCAACAAGUACUGCCAGCCAUUGGUGAAGCGGAAGCCUGUGGUGCGCGAGUCGCUGAAGAAUCCAUCUCCAUUGCUCUUGGCGGGUCAGGAUACCUUGCCAGCGCCUCCUGGGAAGGUCACUGAGACGAUGCAGCUGCAGACGGAAGCGCCGGAGGAGAUCGUCAAAUCGCCCUGGAUGCAGCGGGCCAUGAAGAGUGGAAGAGUGUCUCUACGAGGCUGCCGUUGA